AUGUCAGAAAAACUCCCGCCACCUUUACUACACCAACAAACAAAGGCUAUACGUGAUGGCCAUCAAAAUAAUCAACAUGUUGGUCAUUCCAAUUCUCAUCAUCAGCAUCAUCAACAACAAUAUCAAGGAACGCAUCAAAAUAAUCAACAAGCGAAUUUGAGAAAGAAGAAAAAGGAGGUUGCCGCUCAAAUGAACUUGACUCAGAAUGAUGACAAUAAUGGGAUGAUAGUGGCGAUGAAUAAUGAAAUGAGAAUAGGAAGUAGUAAUAUAAAUAGUGCGAGUGUUGUGGUGGUGAAUGAUCAGCAACAAGUUAGAAAUUAUUCGAAUCAUCAUUUCAUUAAUUAUGAACAACAGGUUAGCAAAAAUCAAUCGAGAGUAACAACCACAGUGCUGGUUGACAAUCAUUUUCAACAGCAGCAGCAGCAACAACAACAUGCUAUUCUUCCAAUGGUUGAUAAUGGAAAUACGUUAACUUUUCAUACAGCAGUUAUUAAUAAGGAAAAGAGAAAGAGAAAGAAGAAGGAAGUUUUCGAGGGAUGCAAUCAUUUCAAAAUUACAAAUAAUCAAUCAUCUUCUUCUGUGGAUCAAUAUCAGGAUAAUGAGGAAAUACAUGUGGAGAAAAAUUCUAAAAAACGAAAGAGUGGAAAACAAGUUCAGGUUUCGAGUUUUGAUCUACUCUCAAUGACUGAUAAUAAUGCAAUGUUUGGAGUUUUCAAGAAGAAACCUACUCAACAAGCUUACGAAACAGUGCUCAAUUUCAAUCCUGGUUCAGCAUCAUCAUCGAAUAGUACGAAUAAUGGUGGUGAUCAAUUUAAAACUCCACAAGCAUCAAGCAGCAAUUCACAAACUGAAACGCAAACUCUCACCACUCCAUCACCCAUUCAUAAUCCAUCUUCCAAUUCCUCUAGCACUGGUGCUAAUAUUUCCCAACAAGGCACAUUUCCAAAUCCAAUAGUGUCGAACAACUAUCCCGUUGCUUCCAAUAUUGGAUUUAACAACAUUCUUUCACACAAUUCACACAAUGUAAACCAAUCAACAACUAAUCCAAAGGAGAGUAUACAACAGCAAUACUUCUCAUCUUCGAAUCAUGUAAUUGCAGAUCCAAGUCACACAACUUUACAACCCAUUAUUGGACCUUCUUUUGGUAGUCAACCAAAACGAGAUUUAGCAAACCUGAAUUAUGGUACGAUUUCAAGAUCGGUCAGUUUCACAUCAGCCACGGAUCUGCUUUUUUCUGAAAAGCAAAUUGCAAAACAAGACUCAACAACUGGAACUGUCAAUAACAACCAAACAACAGAUCUUGUAUCAUAUCCCAAUAAUAAUAGUAAUUCAAUUGAAUCUUCUGAAUUGAUGACUCAAUCUAAACAUCCCAUAAUUCCAACACCAACACCAGUUCAGAAUUUAGAUAAGAAAAAUAAUUCUCUUGCAUCUCAUUCAUUACCAAGAACAAUCAUUCCUUCAAUAAAGGAAUUGUUCAAAUGA
Messenger RNA from Naegleria gruberi, 1482 nucleotides. RefSeq lists its product as uncharacterized. The record is from RefSeq and is a predicted model, not a curated record. Lineage: Eukaryota; Heterolobosea; Eutetramitea; Acrasida; Naegleriidae. Bases 1 to 1482 code for a protein of 493 amino acids. The transcript has a single exon.